Messenger RNA from Fragaria vesca subsp. vesca, 459 nucleotides. RefSeq lists its product as uncharacterized. NCBI's taxonomy places the organism in Eukaryota, Viridiplantae, Streptophyta, Magnoliopsida, Rosales, Rosaceae. The record is from RefSeq and is a predicted model, not a curated record. The coding region runs from base 121 to 459 and encodes 112 amino acids. The transcript has 3 exons.
GAUGCGUCUCAUCUCAGCGAAGAAGAAUCUGAUGUUGUUUUCCCAUUAGUUCCACCUCUGAAAAACGAGUUGAAGCCACCUGCUGCGCAGUUGAAUCCAAUCUGAGGUUUCUGCCUGGAAAUGUCGAGGUGUUGCAACCGAAAGAGGAGGAUCAUUGUUUGUUCUCGCAACAUUUUCGUGUUGCAACUGAAGGACGAGGGUGUUUCGUUCGUCAUUUUCAUUGCUCUUCUCAGCUUUCUCUUUCUCCUUCCUAACAUUACAUGUUUGACUGUUGUGUCCAAUACCUUGGCAAUAACAAUAAGUAAUCGGUCAUCUAGGAGCCUCAGUCUUCUUGUCAUUUUUUUCGCUGCCUUUGGUCCUAACCGGGAUAGGGUCUCUAACAACAUUACCUUUCAUGUUGUUGGGUGUGGCCGGAGCUUGAACUUUUUCUUUUUCUUUGGCAAAACCUUCCAUAAUUGA